Rotaria sordida is the source of this 3192-nucleotide messenger RNA. The record is from the annotation of a GenBank genome assembly. Lineage: Eukaryota; Metazoa; Rotifera; Eurotatoria; Philodinida; Philodinidae.
AUGCUUAUCGUGUCAUUGUCACGUAUUGUGCUGGUGUUAAUCAUCCUUAUAUUGAUUACAUUUCUAACUGACAAUAGCAAUUGUGAUCAGGAUGGUAAUAGUCAAACACAUAUUCAUCGUUUUUAUCCACCAGAAUUUCGUGCUGCACAUAGUCCAUCUUAUGAUUAUAUCUAUAUACCAGGUGAUAUAUUACUUGGUGGUUUUUUUCCGAUUCAUCAACCACCGUCAAAUGAAUUUGGUUCUAAUCAAUGUACAGCUAUUAAACGUGAACGUGGUAUUCAACGUCUUGAAGCAAUGUUAUUUGCAUUAGAUGUUAUUAAUAAUCAAUCAUCUAAUUUAAUGUCUUCGAUACUUAAUAAAUAUCAUAUACGUUUCGGUGCAUUGAUAUAUGAUUCAUGUGAUUAUGAAUCGUAUGCUGUUGAACGUGCACUUAAUAUGUUAUUACCAUCACUUAAUCAAUGUAUGUCAUUCACUAAACAAAAUCAUUCAUUAUCAUUUAUUGCCGGUGUUAUUGGUAGUGCAUCAAGUAUUGUUUCAAUGGCAAUUGCAGAUAUUCUUCGUUUAGCUGAGAUUCCGCAAAUAUCUUAUGCAUCAACAAGUACGGAAUUAAGUCAAAAACCACGUUUUCAAUAUUUUUCACGCGUUGUUCCACCCGAUACAUAUCAAGCAGAAGCUGUGGUCAGUAUUAUUCAAUUUCUCAAUUGGACUUAUGUUGUUGUUAUUAAAGAAACUGGUUCCUAUGGUGAACGUCUAACAGAUGAUUUUAAAGCCAAACUUAAAAAUAAAACAAUUUGUAUUGCUGGUGAAUUAUCAGUUAAUAUCAAAGAUUCAGAGUCUUAUGUACGUGUUAUAAAAGAAUUAUCUGAAGAUGAAAAAUACCGUUUUGUUGUUGGUGUUAUUGUUUUUGCACAAGAAGAUACUGUUAGGCAACUACUCAAUCAAACAUCAUCACGUACUGAAUUAAAUGGUCGAUGGGUUUUUCUUGGUACAGAUGGUUGGGGAAAAAAAUGGUAUCCAGUAGAAAAUUUUGGACGUGCUGCUAUUAAUGCAAUAACAAUAGCUCCGAAAUUAUAUUUAAUUCCAGAAUUUGAUAAUUAUUUUAAUAAUUUAACACCAUCAAAAAAUACUCGAAAUCCAUGGUUUCGAGAAUAUUGGGAAGAAACAUAUAAAUGUAAAUUUGAAGAAACACCAAAAACUAUGUUUAAUCAAAAUUAUACACGUUUAUGUUCAGAUAUUGAUAAUACAUAUACGAAUUUAUCUGUACCAUAUUUUCAAGAAGGUUAUGUUCAUUAUGUUGUUGAUGCCGUAUUUACACUUGUAAUAUCAAUACAAAAAUUAAUUGAUGAAAAAUGUCCAAAUUCUUCAAAACAAAAACCAUUAUGUAAAGAAUUUUUUCCAUUUGAAGGAACAAAAUUAAUUUCAAUUUUACGUAACAUUACUUUUCGUAAUGCAUUAUCAAAACGUAUUAUUAAAUUUACACAAACUGGUGAUGGUAUUGGAACUUAUGAUAUAUUUCAAUAUCAAAUUAUUAAUUCAACUGAUACACUUGAUUAUAUUACUAUUGGUGAAUUUAGUGAUAUUGAUCAUAGUAAUGAAAGAGUUCAUAUUGAUCUUCAAUCAUUGAAAUGGUUUAAAUAUAAUCAUCAAUUAUUGAAAUGGUCUCAAAUUUGGACAACACCUCGAUCAUUUUGUAGUGAAUCUUGUCAGUCAGGUGAAAUACGUAGAAACUCCGAUUCUGAACAAUGUUGUUGGACAUGUCGUCCAUGUGAACCAUUUCAAAUAGUUGUUAAUGAAACACUAUGUAUAUCAUGUCCAGAAAAAGAAGUACCAAAUUCAAAUUUUUCUAAAUGUAUACCUGUGAAAGAAGAAUAUUUAUCUAUACAUAAUGCAAUAGCAUGGCCAGCAUUAAUACUUUCAUCAAUUGGUGUUUUAAUGACAAUAUAUACAAUUGUAAUUUUUAUACGUUUUUCUCAAACACCAAUUAUAAAAGCAUCAUCACGUGAAUUAAGUUAUUUUUUAUUAUCUGGUAUAUGUUGUUGUCAUUUAUGUGCAUGGCCACUUAUACUUAAACCACAUUUAUUAACAUGUUUAUUUAUACGUAUUGGUGUUAGUUUAAGUUUAACUAUAUGUUUAGCUGCACUUUUAACAAAAACAAAUCGUUUAGCACGAAUAUUUAAUAAUAGUCAACGUUUAACACAACCAUCAUGUCUUUCACCACGUUCACAAUUAGGUAUAUGUGGUGCAAUUGUUAGUAUACAAUUAAUAGGUGUUAUCGUAUGGAUAAUUAUAUCACCACCAGCAAUUAGAUUAAAAACGGAAUUAAGACAUAAUCAAAAACGUUUAAUUUUAGUUUGUCAAACCGAUAAUGAAUAUAUAGCUUGUUCAUUAAUUUAUAAUAUGAUACUUGUUAUAUCAUGUACAUUAUAUGCAAUUAAAACACGACAUAUACCAGAAAAUUUUAAUGAAGCUAAACAUAUUGGUUUUGCUAUGUAUUCUAUAUGUAUUAUUUGGUUAGCAUUUAUACCAAUAUUUUUUGGUUUAAGAAGUAGUGAUAAUUGGUUUCGUAUUCAAUUGGUUAGUCUUGCUAUUUGCCUUAGUUUAUCCGCUACUGUUAUACUUUUAUGUUUAUUUGCACCUAAAUUAUAUAUUGUUCUUUUUAAUCCGUCCAAAAAUAUACAUGUGAAAUUUAAACCAACAUUAUCAACUCCACCCGCAUCAGUUGAACGUCCAAGUACAAGUAAUAAUCUUGAUGAAUCAGCAACAGGUAAUAAUCGUCGUCGACAACAACGUACAUCAACAGAUUAUACAACUGAAGUUUCAUUAUACAAUUCAAAAUCGGAUAGUUCAGGUUUUAAUAUAAAUGAUGAAGCAGUUCAAACAACUGCUAUAUAUAGUGGUAAUUCAAUUUUAAAUGGUGCAUGUACUGAUGCUGAACGACAUCAACACUAUCAACAUCCAUUUACACAUGAUGAUGAAACAACAGAAUUUUUAUCAAUAUCUAAACAACGUAUAACACCAAAUUAUCUUCCACAUUCGCCAUUUAAACCAACAUCAUCAAAUUUAGUUAUAGCAGCUGAAAAUCCAUGGAAAAAAUUAAGUAAUGUUCGAUAUAAACUUGAUGGACAUGAUAAUAAUCAACAUAAUCAAACACAUUAUCAUCGUGUUCAUGCACAACAUAUCACUUUUGUCUGA